Ilex paraguariensis (yerba mate) is the source of this 801-nucleotide messenger RNA. The record is from the annotation of a GenBank genome assembly. NCBI's taxonomy places the organism in Eukaryota, Viridiplantae, Streptophyta, Magnoliopsida, Aquifoliales, Aquifoliaceae.
AUGCUGCAGACAGAUGAGAAAGGUAGAUUUGAGCUGUACUGUAAUGGGGAAGGUGUGUUGUUUGUGUCGCCAGAGCUCCGGCAGCUGAUUCCGGCUGUGGAUUAUUCUGCUGACUGUGACCUAUGUCAAGUGUGGGGGAGUGUCUCUUGGUGUGGGGUUACACCAUACUCUUGCAGAUGGAAUCUCAGCUCUCCAUUUCAUCAAUGCAUGGUGCGACAUGGCACGUGGCAUACAUCUGAGGAUCCCACCUUCUUGGAUAGGACUCUACUCCGUGGUCGAGACCCACCCAUCCCUGCAUUUGAUCACACUGAAAACUACUCUCCUUCCUCCUCAACCCUUAGACCACCUCCAAAAACAACUUCCACAGCCAUCUUGAGAAUCACAGCUGACCAGCUUGCCAUUCUGAAAACCAAGUUGAAGGGAGAGAAAGACCAAAAAAGGUACAGCACCUAUGAGGCAAUGGCUGCUCACCUGUGGCGCUCUGCAUGCAUGGUCCGUGGACUUCCUGAUGAUCAAGAUACCAAGCUCUAUAUCACUACCGAUGGACGGUCCAGAUUAAUCCUACCUCCUGGCUAUUUUGGCAAUGUUCUCUUCACAACCACAUCAACUGCUCCAUCAGGGGAGAUUCAAUCGCAACCAUUUAGGAGCACCGUAGACAGGAAUCACAAUGCUCUAUCACGAAUGUGUGAUGAUUAUCUGAGGUCAGCUCUAGACUACCUCGAGUUGCAGCCUGAUCCAACGGCUCUGAUUCGAGGGGCCCACACUUUCAAUUCCCCAAACCUCAACAGUCAGUUAGAUUAG